GGGGUCACCAGCGUCCCAUGGCGUCACCAUUGACGUCUCGCAUUCCAGCCGCUGUAUGAAGAGGCCGCUAGGGCUCCUCUCGCAUAAAUGACGUGCGGCGAGAAGGGAGAGGGAGAGCAAGCGGGCACUCAGGAGCCUCCUUCCUCCCUCUCCCUCAGUUACAAACAGGGACGGGCUCUGAGCGCUACUCAGCCAGCCAGCCCGCCCGCCGGCGUAUAUAAACAAAGGCACAUUGCGCCGGCUUCGGCUCCUCACUCAGCCCCAGCUUUUACAGCAGCAACAAGCAGGAGAAGCGGCUGCCAUCCUCUCUGCCAUCUCUCAUCCCUCUUCUUUCCCCCCACCCUCCCUGUCUUCCUCCAAUGCCUCAGGACAGCGCAUCCCCCAGGACUGAAGCUUCCCCGGAGCCUUUCUUCUCAGCUGCGCUUCAAGACAGCGCUCUCCUGCUGCCGUUUUGAGGGGAAUAAAGCGUUUUUCAAACUACAUGUAAAGACGGAACCGCCACAGCAACCGAAGCCCAGGUCGGAAGAGCCCUCUCUUGUGAGCCCCGGCUCCACGUCCGAGCUCGCAGAGGAAGGAUCGCCGCCACCGCCUCCGCUUGCCCCAGCAACAGCCUCCGCAUCCGCCGUCCAGCCAGCAGCCCCCACCAUUCAGCGAGCAAGCCACCCUCCAGAUAUGCCCUGCGUGCAAGCCCAGUACAGCCCUUCGCCUCCUGGCUCAAGUUAUGCAGCUCAGACUUUCGCCUAUGGCUCAGAAUAUAAUCCUGAGAUCAUGAACCCUGACUACACCAAGCUGACUAUGGAGCUGAGCAAUGCCGAGAUUAGUGCCACUGCCACCACCUCUCUGCCCAGCUUCAGCACUUUUAUGGAGGGCUACUCUGGGAGCUAUGAGCUCAAGCCCUCCUGCAUAUACCAAAUGCAGUCUGCCUCCUCUUCUUCUUCACCUUCCUCCUCAACUAGCCAGAGGCCCCUCAUCAAGAUGGAAGACAAUCGGAUGCACAGUUACCAUCCUUCACUGCCUCCUUCUGCGGAUGAGGGCCUGGCCAACACUUCCAUGUACUUCAAGCAGUCCCCUCCCUCCACCCCAACCACCCCCGGGUUUCCUCCCCACCAGUCUCCCUGGGAUGAGCCACCACACCCUCUUCCACCAGCACAGACUUGCAUGGCCCCCAGUCACCUGAUGGACACUGCCCCUAUGAAAACUGUGCCUGGCCGCUUUCCCCUCUUCCAUUUCAAGCACUCACCACCCCACACGCCUGCACCCAGUGCCCACAUGUGCUAUGACACCACUGCCUUGAGUCUACCUAUAGGAUCGGAUAGGCCCACUGCUAGCCAGGCUGCUAUGGAAAACCAUCCCUAUGGGCUACCAUUAGCAAAGAGAGCAGCCAACUUAGCCUUCUCACCACUGGGCCUCAGUGCAGCCACUUCCAGCCUUCUGGGUGAGAGCAGCAGUAGUAGCAGUGGCCUCCCAUCUCCACCUAGCAGAAGCUCUUCAUCAGGAGAGGGCACUUGUGCUGUGUGUGGGGAUAAUGCCGCCUGCCAGCACUAUGGAGUGCGGACAUGUGAGGGCUGCAAGGGCUUCUUUAAGAGGACAGUUCAGAAAAAUGCAAAAUAUGUUUGCCUGGCUAAUAAAAACUGCCCAGUGGAUAAGCGCCGUCGAAACAGAUGUCAAUACUGCCGAUUUCAGAAGUGUCUCAGUGUGGGGAUGGUAAAAGAAGUUGUCCGUACUGACAGUUUGAAAGGGAGAAGAGGCCGGCUGCCUUCCAAACCAAAGAGCCCUUUACAGCAGGAACCUUCUCAGCCCUCCCCACCUUCUCCUCCAGUCAGUAUGAUGAAUGCUCUUGUGCGAGCUUUAUCCGAUUCUGCACCCAGAGAACUUGAUUAUUCCAGAUACUGUUCCACUGAGCAGGCUGCUGCAGGUACAGAUGCAGAACAUGUUCAACAAUUCUACAAUCUUCUCACUGCCUCCAUUGACAUAUCCAGGAGCUGGGCAGAAAAAAUUCCAGGAUUUACAGACCAUCCAAAGGAAGAUCAAACUUUACUCAUAGAAUCAGCUUUUUUGGAGCUUUUUGUAUUAAGACUGUCCAUCAGGUCUGACACUGCUGAAGAUAAAUUUGUUUUCUGCAAUGGACUUGUGCUUCACAGACUUCAGUGCCUUCGUGGAUUUGGGGAGUGGCUCGACUCAAUUAAAGACUUUUCUUUAAAUUUACAGAGCCUUAACCUUGAUAUCCCAGCCUUAGCAUGCUUAUCAGCUCUAAGUAUGAUCACAGAACGACAUGGAUUAAAAGAACCAAAGAAAGUGCAUGAGCUAUGCAACAAAAUUAUGAGCAGCUUGAAAGAUCACUUAGCCUUCAGUUGCCAGAGCAAAGGACAACCAUUUGAGCCUACAGAGUCUAAGGUACUUGGGGUCCUUGCUGACUUGCGUUCCCUCUGCACAUUAGGACUGCAGCGGAUCUUUUACCUGAAAUUGGAAGAUUUGGUGCCACCCCCUUCCAUUAUUGACAAGCUGUUUCUGGACACCUUACCAUUCUGAAGUUCAAAUUAUCCUUUUGAAAGGCAACUGUCUACCAGAGCAGGCAAAAGGAUUGGAAUUUACUGCUAAUAAUGCUGCUCUCAUUUAACUGUGGGGUGGGGGGAAGCAUUUCCAGCCCUAAGAAGUGGACUUUUCCUAAUGCAUUUCCUUGCAAACUGUGGCCUAAAACAUAACUUACAGUUUUGGGAAUAAGGAAUUUGAGGUGGGGAGGAGUUGAGUGAAGUUUUUGUUUUGUUUCUUAAUUGUUAAUGUGGCACUUUUGAACGAUGCUACCCCAGCAGGAAAAAAAGAAGAGAUGUUAAUAUGACUGUUUAAAAUCUAUUGCAUAGCACCUCAUCUUAGGUGGCGAAUAGAAAAUUGUAGAUGUUGUGUGUUUGAAAACAGGAGCAAUGACAAAUUGUUCAUCCGGGUAGUAUGUAUUUUACAGUUUAUACUUUUAGCAUACUUCCCAUAUCAAGGGCACAUUAUUCUGGCACAAAUUAAAAUGUUCUUUCUCUCUCUCUCUCUCUCUCCCUGUUUUUUUUCUCCUAACAAUGUUCAUUCGAUAUUUCGUAUAAAUCAGAUAUAGCAAAAUGACAAUGGCUGUUAGCUCCCAUGGUCAAGUGCAAUUUUUAAAGUGCUGUCUUACUGAGUCCUGUUUAUUAACUAUAAUUUAUUUUAAUAUGAAAAUUAAAUGAAAGGAAAAGGUGAGGGGGAAAAAGUUUUUACAUGCACUAACUUCCAUGACAAAGUUUUCCAAACUUUGGAUCAAUGUAGCAUGACUUACUGACAAGCAUAUGUGGAAGGCAAGAUGAAGGGAAAUUUGUGAUGGAAUCACACGCUUAUUAUUUGGCUGAUUAAGUAAAUAACAAUGCAUAGAGACCAGGGGCGUAACAUGGCUGGAGUGGGCCCAGAGACAAAAUUUCAAAAUGGGCCCCUCGCUGAUACAAACACACACACACUUCACAAUAUAUAGUCAUGUGACUUGCAUCGGGGGGGCCUCGAGGCAUGGGGGCCCCAAGGCAGCCGCCUCCCCUUGCCUAAUAGUAGUUACGCCCCUGAUAGAGACUAAAACAGACAGGGUCAGCAUCAGGCAUAGUUAAGUUUUAGAGCUGAAUCUAGCAAAUUGGUUAGUAGAUACAAGGCAGCUGGGAAGAACAUGUCUUGUAAGAAUAGUCUGAAUGUAAAUGCUAGGAAGGGUUUGGUGGGCUGUGUUUUAAACAUUCCGUGUACGUACUCCCUUUUUGGUAUGUUUAUACUGUUGAUGCCAUAUUAAUAUGAGACAAUUUGUUGCAUAGUGUCUUUAUUUGUAUAAAUAUUUGUAUGCAUGAUAUAUUGUAAAGCUUUGCUUGUAUUUAUUGCAAUGACUGCCAGCUCAUGGGAGCCGUGUUACACAGAGCAACUAAAUAGUGUGUUCACACUGACUCAGUUAUAUAAUGAGUGUGUGGGUGUGGGUGUGCGUCACACACAUACACAUCUAUGUGUGUGUUUUUAUUAACCAGUUGUAUACAAAAUCUGUCCUUUCACAAGCAACCUUAUCUUACUGUUAUUUGCAUUGACUUCUAAGGCAGUACGAUUUAGCACUUUGAUAUUAAAAAUCUUGCUCAUGUUUUGCUAACUUAAAUAAUAUUUAAAUAUUCUUUACAAAAAAUUUAUAUGCACUGUAUUAAGUCAAGAUUUCAUUGGUCAUUUUGCUAAGAAGAAGAAAAACCUUUUUGAAUGUCAAUCUGAUGUCCCUGUAUCUUUUGUUAGCUUUAAACAGCCUAUAGUACUUUUGUCUUUUUUUUAACUAUGCUGUUUAUAUGGAAAUUAAAUUAUACAAUCAAACAGAUGCCAAAUUAACUGCCUAAUAGCUGCAACGAUUAACCCAGAUAUCAAGUUGUUAUCUGGUUUUCAAAUAGAUGCUUGGUAUUUUAUCAUU
Molecule: messenger RNA, 4429 nt
Organism: Hemicordylus capensis (graceful crag lizard)
Lineage: Eukaryota; Metazoa; Chordata; Lepidosauria; Squamata; Cordylidae
Gene: NR4A3
Product: nuclear receptor subfamily 4 group A member 3
Biological process (GO): cellular response to corticotropin-releasing hormone stimulus; regulation of transcription by RNA polymerase II
Cellular component (GO): transcription regulator complex; nucleus
Molecular function (GO): nuclear glucocorticoid receptor binding; RNA polymerase II cis-regulatory region sequence-specific DNA binding; nuclear receptor activity
Source: RefSeq, a predicted model, not a curated record